UGUGAUUGAAACAGGGAACACAAAAUUAUUAGUGGAAAUGGUUGCCAGUCAAGGUGUGAUAUUUUCUUACAACUGUUCGGAUUGCAACAACAUACCCAAAUGAGUACAAAUCUCAUGUUUUAUGAUGAAAGAAAGAGGCAAGGGCUUUUCUGAGGCCAAUACGGAAUAAAGAAAAGAACAAUACGAAAUGGAAAGAUUUUAUAAUCUCAAAAUCUAUUUCACUGAAGAUUUGGCAGAGUGGUUGUUCUUAUGGUUUGCAGAUGAGUGGCUAUAUUGGAGGUAGUCAGUGGCAACCUAAGGCCCUGUUUGGCGGUAUCAUUGGAGUGAAGUGCUUAAGAUGUUGGAAGGAAAAACUGUGGUGAGAGAAACAGACAUGUCAGAGAGGUUGAAGACCAAUGUCACAGAAUUAGCUCACCAAGCUCUCGAUGCACACAAAGUUUCUGACUGCUUAUAUAUAGCCCACUUUGUUUCUCAACACCAAGAGGGAGCAUACGGAAAUGCAUGGAAUUCUAUGGUUGGAAAAGACUUUAGAUCUUGCAUUACACAUUUUCAUUUAAAAAAAAAAAGAAAUGAAAUUAAGUUUACUUUGGUAACCGACUUAAUUUAUGUAAAAGUUUCAUAUCUUUUUAGUGUGGAGAUGGAAUUUCUUAUCUUCAAAGAUGGGAAAGGCUUCACAUACGGCAGGGAAGAAGCCAGUUAUUUGCUGCAAGAAAGCUAGAAAUCGUUAUUCAUAAAUUCCAAAAUAUUUCAAGUUGUUGUAUAAGAAGCUCUCGUUAUUAACAUGUGCUAAACAUGUUUAAUGUUUCUGAAAAUGUUGUAAAAGUAGCAGACAUAAACAACAAAAACAGUGCUUCUCUAUUAUUUAUGGCUAUGUAAUGUAUAAAGUAUUUGCUCACUACUUAGCUUGACAAGUGCACACUCCAGUGCAAUUUCAUUUAUGUUUUAUUCUUAUUUCUUACUCUAGUAUAAAAAUUAU
Molecule: messenger RNA, 976 nt
Organism: Vigna radiata var. radiata (mung bean)
Lineage: Eukaryota; Viridiplantae; Streptophyta; Magnoliopsida; Fabales; Fabaceae
Exons: 5
Coding region: 338-718 (126 amino acids)
Biological process (GO): microtubule-based process
Cellular component (GO): dynein complex
Molecular function (GO): dynein light intermediate chain binding; dynein intermediate chain binding
Source: RefSeq, a predicted model, not a curated record